Messenger RNA from Ectocarpus siliculosus, 3151 nucleotides. Lineage: Eukaryota; Phaeophyceae; Ectocarpales; Ectocarpaceae. The record is from the annotation of a GenBank genome assembly.
AUGCAAGGCAAGACCGGGUCAAGACCACGCGGCCCCUCCAUCAGCGGCGAGAGCAUGACGACACUGUUCACCGACGAUCCAUUGAUGCACGGCCUGGCCCUGUUCGGGAAUGGAGGCCAACUGGGGUUGUUGUCGCACACCCCGCCCAACUUCACCCCGGGUUCGUACGAGGUAUCGCACAUGAAGCGGGCGCGCGCCGGGAGCAUUUCCGGGCGGCUGCGCUCGGCGUCGGACCUGGAAGAAAAGGGCUUGAUAGACAAGAGCCAGAAGGGGGUCCUCAAGGACCUCAUAAUCAGCGGCGACUCGCAGCUGCAAACAGCGCUUGACCUCUACGACAACGGGGAUGCGUCCCAGCUCGAAGCUCUAAUGGAGAACGGCUUGCUCGACCGGCGGGAGUCCUUCGAUCUCCUCGACAACCUCGACUUCGGGAUCAUGGAGCUGGGCAUGUCCGAUGAAGAGCCCUCUAGUCACAGCGGCGCCGAGAGCGCGGCGGUCGAGCCUGUGCCAGACGGCCCCGACGAACAUGAAGCUCAAGCAGGCUCUAGCAAACCCACGGUGCCCCCGCCCCCCCUGCCAACCACCGCAUCGGCCGCCACCGACAAGGCCGCCGUCAUGACCGGCGUAAAAACGAGGGCGUUCCGAAAUAGCGGGGCAAGCGAGGAGGGGGGGCCGGCGCCAGCGUCGUCUGUCGGCGGCGGGGAGAAGGUUUCGACGCAGGAAGGCGGUGAUGGCGUUCAGGGCGGGGGGGUCGCGGUGAGAAGUAUCGGCGGCGGCGGAGGGCCCGCCGGCGGCGGGAACGGAGCUCAGGACAGCGAGCACGAAGUUGACUUGGCCGGCGAGGGUUCGGGUCAGUUCGACAUCGGCGAAAUGGCUUUCGACGCAACUUUCGAUCACGACUACGGCGAACAGGAGGACGACGACGUUGACAUGAAGGACGGGAGCGGACAACUGCCCUCCUCCUCCUCGACCAGGGCAGCCGCCGCCGAUGCCGCCGCCGCCGCGGCCGCAGUGAGCACGGCCGUGGGACCGCUCCGCGUGGUGGGCUCCACCUCCAAGACCAAGCUCUCGACGAGGGUGCCACCGAACGACGCCGAGCGUAGCGAGGGCGGCGGCGGGAGCCACGCGGGUUGUAGCCGUGAGACGGGGCCGGGAGUGGUCAUGUCGGAUGACGAGGGUGGCGGGCGGGAGGGGCAUGGGGACGCAGACGCGCCGGGGCUCGGCAGCUUCAGCACGAUGGGCGCCGUGAUCGGGGACUUCAGCCCGCAGUUCAAGUUUUCCUUCACGGACGACAUUCAUCUCGACCUUGGCGGUGGACUGAAGGACGAGCUGCGAGACCUCGAGUCCUUCUCCGAGCACGGGCCGGACCCGCACGGCAGAGGGGGCGAAAUGCUGGCCCUCUCGGCGUCUCGCGCGCAGCAGCUGCUCUCCCGAGGGGGCCCCGCGGUUGUAAAGUCGGAGGUCCUGUCGACGUCGCCCUCUCAGCUAGGAGCGACACGGUCGGGCACGGCCGCGGCAGCUGCGGCUGCGGCGUCGGCGAAAGCCUCGGCGGCCGGUGCCGGAGGAUCGGCGGUGGCGGCCGGCGGCGGCGGCGACGGCGGCACCGACAGCAGCAGCGGCUUCUCGACGAACCACUACGCUUCUGGCGCGGACGCGGCAGCGGGGGGAGAGGCGGCCGGGGCCGGACCUUCGUCGCCGGUGUCGGUCCAAACACGACCGCAUGGGUCGUCGGCGGCGGCGAUUGCGGCGGCGGCGGCGGCAGCGGGAGGCUUCCACGUCGGAGGGCACGGGGGCACGGGAGGAGGAGGGGGCCACGCGGCGGCAGGGGGGGUGACCCCUACCCCCCACGCGCCGAGGGGCAGGCCGGUGGUGUCGGGGAUGGGGAUCAUGGUGGGCGGCGGGCCUAGGGUGGGCAUGGGCGCCGGCGGCGCCGGCGCGGACGGGGAGAAGAAGUUCGUCGGUGCGUACUCUCCGGAGGCGAGGCGGCAGCGGAUAGAACGGUUCCUCGACAAGAGGGAGAAGAGGGUGUGGACGAAGAUGGUCAAGUACGACGUCCGCAAGAACUUUGCUGACACGCGCAUGCGUGUCAAGGGGCGUUUCGUGAAGAAGGAGGACGAGGCGCUUCUGCGCGAGGUUAUGGCGUGCGCCUGAACUUGGCCUAGCUUCUUCGCCCAAGGGCAACAGAGGCAGGGGUGGCGGCAGGUUGCGAACGCAGGCCGGGCCCUCGUCUCCUGCUGGUGUCGGUACAAAAACGGUUCGUCUUGUGUGAUGUGAAUGUUACGAACAUACCCCGGCGGAUCGAGAGCCACAAGACUACGUUUGCGUUUGUAAGGUUAUCGGCUGGCGCAAGGGCUACCCGCUUGGCUCUCGAGCCAGCCAAAUCUGUGUCUUUCCCCCCCAUACAUGAUAAUACAAAGCUGCUUGUGCUAAAUAGAGCCCAACAUGCUUCCACAUUAAAGUAACGACCGGGGGGGGAGGGAGGAGAAGGAGGAAGAUGAACGUUGUCGUGCGUGAGCUCACGUUUGUUGGAGUUUUUUUUCGCGAUGUGAUUCUCUGGGUGAAGUCGGAUGCGGAUUUGCCGCCCGGGCUUCUGCUCGAGGUGGUUUGCAGUCUUUGUUUUGGUUGAUGUCGUGUGUUUUGGCCUCUUUUUGUGUCUACUUGUAGCAGAAAGCGUGACGGAUGUUGAAGUUUCGGCUGUUGUGAAAAACGAAAUAUCGGAAGCGGAGGAACCUUCGCGUUGCCCUUGGUUCGUGCGAAUGUUGCUGCUGCCUCAUUUGAACGGACGGGUGGUGAGUGUAUGUCCCAUGAUAGGGACGAAGAGGGGAAGACAAGCCGAACAGGGCAGAGCUUUGAACAGGAAGCGUGUCCGCGCGGGUUGGGGAGGUACUUGUUUGGUGUGCGGGAUGAUCUUCCGGUUUACGCCGUGUGGCGGUUGUGUGUCCCCGCCUUCCCGCCGCCAUCGUUAGCGUUGCCAAGUGCGUUGCUGCGUGGCGCGGCGAGGUAAAAAGGUAGAGGCAAGGCAAUCGCUACUCAUUUCGGUGUAUUAUCAUGGUUGUAGAGCACACAAACCCGCAUUCUACUCUUCUUGGUCUUUAGUGUUGUUCUUUUGAUGGAAUCUUGUUUAGUUCUCUACGCGCCGUUCCCUGUAUCUCUU